This is a messenger RNA of Branchiostoma floridae (Florida lancelet), 2315 nucleotides long. Its product is annotated as kelch repeat and BTB domain-containing protein 8-like. Bases 1 to 1485 code for a protein of 494 amino acids. The record is from RefSeq and is a predicted model, not a curated record. Gene Ontology annotation, molecular function: protein binding. NCBI's taxonomy places the organism in Eukaryota, Metazoa, Chordata, Leptocardii, Amphioxiformes, Branchiostomatidae. The transcript has 5 exons.
AUGUCAAAAGAAGCAUUAGAAUGUCAGCAGAUCCUGAGUUACAUCUACUCGGGGACCCUCUAUGUGUCCCUGGACAAAGUGCAGCCCCUGUACCAGGCAGCCGACCUCCUCCAACUGGACUAUGUGAGAGACACCUGCAGCAGCUACAUGGCCAUGAACGUGGAGCGCUCCACCUGUGUAGACCUGUACAAGUUUGCUGAUGUCUUCUCUGUGGACAUUGUUCUGAAGAGUUGUUGGCAGUGGAUUGCCAAACACUUUACUGAGGUUGUGUCCAGUGUUGACUUUUUCAGCCUGAGUGUGGAUCAGCUGACUGAAAUCAUCAGCCAUGAUGAGCUGGAUGAUAAAGAGGAGACAACAGUGUGGGAAGCUGUGGUGAGAUGGGUGCAGCACAGCAAGGAGGACAGAUUGCACCACCUGCCCAGCAUCCUCCCUCACAUCCGCUUCAACCUGCUGACCUCAGAUGACACGGCAGCCAUCUUGGAUCAUCCCCUGGUCAGGGAGGAUCCUGGGAGCUGUGAGGUCAUCAAGACUGUGGUACAGAAAAGGAACUCUAAUCUAAAAGCGAGGCUUGGGAUGACUACAGAAAUGGUUAUGCUGUCCCAUGUAGAUUCGAAAGAGCUCCUCUUUAUGAACCCUCGGGAAGGGAAAUACAUCAGCUGCAGUUACAAGUCAGAAGACCUCCCUAGUUUCACAGAUGUGACAGUCACCAGUGAUAACAACAUCUACGUCCUGACUCGUGAUCGAGAGAGGAACAAUGAAUUGUCCGUGUUUAAGUACAACCAUGCUGCAAAUGUGUGGGAACAUGCUGGCAUGUCCUCAGUAUCUAAGUGGCUACAACAGGAAAAUGGUUUUAGAUACUACAAUGAGCGUCUUGUUGAAGUUGAUGGGGUUUUAUUCUAUCUUGCUGGCGGUAAAGUUGAAGACAGUGGCUUGGUAUGGAUGAGGAAGUACAACUGUCACACAGAUCAGUGGCAGGAAUGUUCACAGCUGAAACUUGACUAUAAUUCACACUACCAAAGUGCAGCAUUGUCCUGCAGUUCACACCUCUAUUUUAUCGCAAGUAUGGAAGUGCAUCGCUACGACCCAAAGCAGGACUGUUGGUGCAAGCGAGCCACACCGAUCGACAUUGCUGAAGUCUGUUCAGCAGUUGUCAUGGGAACAGAGAUUUUCUGCACAGAUGGUGACUUCAGUCAGACUCUGGUGUACGACACAGAGUCAGACUGCUGGCAGGAACUGGAAGGCUGGCCCAACACAGAAAACCUUGGUAUUGAUAUAGUUCCCAGUCUUUUUGUACUGGAUAACCGAAUGCAUGUAUUGUUAAACUGUACUAGUGAAUCCGAGGAAGCAUACAUAUAUCUCCUAAACGUGUAUGACAGGUCUGCUGACACCUGGAGUGACGUGAAGGCCAGUCUGCCUUAUAAGAGAUAUUAUGGGCAGUGUUCUCCUGUGGCACGUAUAUACCUACCAUAUCUUAAGGGGGCAUGAAAACUUGUCUGCGUUGAUGCACAGUUUAAGGAAAUAUAGAGUACCAACAGGGCUCAUAAGAUUUUGUUUAGUUUUUUUUUUGUUUACUGGUUUCGCUGUAUUACUCCACAAUAGGGUGGAUCUUCUGGUACUUGAUUUUUAUAGUUAAAUAGAAAACUUAUAGAAACGCUUUCUCAUUUCGUAUAGGUAAGGGACUGUUUAAGUAAGCACACCCUAAGCUUUAUACAGCUUUUACCAUUAUUUAACGUUUAAUCCAAAUUGUAUGUUACAUGCAUUUUCCCUUGGUGUCAUUAACAUUAUAUUUGUUUGUAGGCACAUUGUGUGUUAUUUGUUAGGUCACACCAAUUUUAUUUCUUGCUUCUCGGGAUUUUUUCAGAUACAAGUUAGACCGGAAGGUCGAAAAAAAAAAUAAUGUUUUUUAAAUGUCUGGCGUGAAGAGAUAUGGCUUUAAUAACAAAAAAACUGAAGAGUUUAAUGGCACGUUUUAUAGAGUCGAUUCCAUGACACCAUGCGGGUUUUUCAACUAUAUUUGUAAUGCUUUAGAAUUAAUGUCAUAUAAUUAUAAAUUGUUAUUAAUAUUCAUAAAUAUUUUGAAAAAAGGAAAUACAGAAAUACCAUGUUUUAGAAUUAGUUUUGAUAGCUUGCAUUUCUAAAGUUACCAUCGAAAGAUAUCAUUUUUAAGCAUAAAUUACAAUUAUAAAAUUGUUUGUUUCAACUUUAGAAAUAUUUCGAAAUAAAGAAUGCCCCCUGUAACGAACGCUAAUCCUCCCAAUGUCUGUUUUGGUCGGGCAGUGGACCGCCGACAGGGCAGGAAGUCACUCUGGCGUGAC